AUUCCUGCGCAGGUGCACUGCGACAACGCCCAGCUGGGCCGGCGUCCUAGAAGUUGGACGGGUCCCGGCCUGGGUCGGACGGCGGAGGUGACAGAUCUCUGCUCGCCCCAGUAACAAUGGCGGUGUUUCACGACGAGGUGGAGAUUGAGGACUUCCAAUAUGACGAGGACUUGGAGACGUACUUCUACCCUUGUCCGUGUGGAGAUAACUUCUGCAUCACCAAGGAAGAUUUGGAGAAUGGGGAAGACGUGGCAACGUGCCCUAGCUGCUCUCUCAUUAUAAAAGUGAUUUAUGACAAAGAUCAGUUUAUGUGUGGAGAGACAGUCCUGACCCCUUCCACCAACAAAGAGCUAGUUAAGUGCUGAAGCAGACUUUAGGAUUCCAAAGCCUGAAUUUUGGGGAAUGAGCCAAAUUGGAAAAAUCAAAUGCAAAGUCACUGGCUUCUUCAUGGGGACAGUCAUUUUGUAGUUUGGUGUUCCAUAGAGCGUGGAUUCUUUCCAUCGGCUGCCAAGUUCAUCUCCAGUUGAAGAAGCAAGUCCACCACAUGACAUACCCGGAUUUUGUGCCAAAACUUUGAAUUGGAUGGGCUCUUAAUUUUCCAUCUGAACUUAAAAGAAGAUAAUUUCAAAUCA
This is a messenger RNA of Lagenorhynchus albirostris (white-beaked dolphin), 632 nucleotides long. RefSeq names its product diphthamide biosynthesis 3 (gene DPH3). Gene Ontology annotation, molecular function: metal ion binding. The coding region runs from base 117 to 365 and encodes 82 amino acids. NCBI's taxonomy places the organism in Eukaryota, Metazoa, Chordata, Mammalia, Artiodactyla, Delphinidae. Gene Ontology annotation, biological process: protein histidyl modification to diphthamide. The record is from RefSeq and is a predicted model, not a curated record. The transcript has 3 exons.